Seriola aureovittata is the source of this 10449-nucleotide messenger RNA. RefSeq names its product family with sequence similarity 120C (gene fam120c). Lineage: Eukaryota; Metazoa; Chordata; Actinopteri; Carangiformes; Carangidae. Bases 1109 to 4228 code for a protein of 1039 amino acids. Gene Ontology annotation, cellular component: nucleus. The transcript is spliced from 17 exons. The record is from RefSeq and is a predicted model, not a curated record.
CUAGACUAUAUUUCCCAGCGUUCCCGCGGCGGCGCCUCCUCCCUUCACUCCCUCCGCCUUCCCUCCCACUCCACUGGGCCGCGAGGAAGUCGCAAGAUGGCUGAUGUCGCUUGGAAGUAAUGUUCCCCUCUGCAACAUGAAGCCGUGAGUGUGGAAGAAAGCGAGGGAGGCACCAUCGGGCUUUUAUUUUUAUUUUCUUUUAGUUACUUUUCUUUUAUUUCGUCAAACAUCCAUCUCAUUCCGCGUCGUGUCCGCCCCGGACUUGUCUUCGGGAGUUGACGCGUCAAAUCACGCCGGGGACCCUGCCAGCAGCUAACGGCUAGCCACACCGUUAGCAAAUAUCAGUACAGUUCGUCAGUCAGCCAGGCAGGCACACAGCUUGUUAGUUUGUUUUUUAAUCCAUACUCUGACACCGGCGAGCCAGCAAGCUUCGCUACACAUGUGCUGAAAUUUAGCCUGAGGUAGUGCAGAAUAAAUGUCCAAAUACUGAAUCUGUAACGAUUUUACAAGCUACUCGGUUUAACAUCAUGUCCGCGAACUGGCCAUCCAGCCUGUUGGUUGCUAACUAAUGCGCAGUAUUGACUCUGUUUCAUGUGCACAAACCAGCAGGAUCAUUAUUUUAUAGUCAUUUCUCAAUAACAUCCACGAGCCAGCUGCAUUUCUGUUACUUGCUGCCAACUACAUUUUGGAAGCUGGGUAUGUUAAAGCCAAAUUAUGGGAGUAGUAAAUAUGUUGAACUUUUUCUGGUUGUAGGUAGCUGCACUGGCCUUGCUGGCAUCUCACCAAAAAUCCACAGGGAUGGACACUAAACUGAGCAAUCGCAACCAAAACUGAAAAAAAUUGGCAUUUCGAUAUUUAGGUAAUUAAGUAGCUUUGACUGACAGGGUUGUGCAGCAGUGCAUAGUGACUCAUUUCACCAGUCUGGGUGUCGGAUAAGUUGUUUUGCAGGGUUAACGAAACUACAGUUAGUCACUACAUCGGAGACCAGUUAGCUUGCCUGAAGUGCACAGCUAGCUACAGUCUCGCCCCACAUCACAUUACAAACACGGCGUACAGAACGUAUUCAGAGCCCGCUCCCGGCCAGACACACAGGCUCAACAACACCGUCAUGGGAGUGCAGGGUUUUCAAGAGUAUUUAGAGAAGCGGUGUCCCGGGGCCGCAGUCCCGGUGGACCUCCUGAAGCUUGCCCGUACCGCGGCCCGCCAGCCCCCUCACCACCAUCAUCCACACCACCACCCACAUCACCCCGGGCCCAUGCCUCCCCCGCCCCCGCCUGCCAGGAUCCUAAUCGACGCUGACUCCGGCCUACAGCGCCUCUACGGCGGUUAUCAGACGGACUGGGUGUGCGGGGGCGAGUGGAACGCCAUGCUGGGCUACCUCGCUGCCCUGUCACAGGCCUGCCUGUACCAGGGUGGCCUGGAGCUGGUCGUGGUUUUCAACGGCACAUUGGGGAAGGAGCGCUGGCCCGAGUGGGCGCGGCGAGCUCAGGGCCAGCGACAGACGGCGCAGCUGAUAGUCAACCACGUCGGCAGCAAGGCCACCCCGCCUCCCCGGGCAUGGUUCCUGCCCCCGGCUUGCCUCAGCCACUGUGUCCGCCUCGCCAUGUUCCGCUUCCGAGUGCGGGUUGUACAGACUUUGGAGGACCACCACCAGGAAGUGCUGUCUCUCUACAGGGACUAUGGAUUUGCUGGUCUGAUUGCUCAGGAUUCUGAGUUUGCCCUCUGCAACGUACCCGCCUAUUUCUCAUCGCACGCACUCAAACUGAGCUGGAACGGCAAGAACCUGACCACACACCAGUAUCUGCUGUCUGAGGCUGCCAGGCAGCUCGGGCUUAAGACACAGCACCUGCCCUGCUUUGCUGCUCUGCUGGGAAAUCAUAUUCUGCCUGAUGAGGACCUGGCUGCCUUCCACUGGAGUCUGCUGGGACCAGAACACCCACUAGCUUCUCUCAAGGUGCGAGCUCAUCAGUUGGUGCUGCCGCCCUGUGAGGUGGUGAUUAAGGCCGUCUCAGAGUACGUCUCCUCCAUCAAAGACCUGGGAAACCUCGACGCCAUCGCCAGAGAUGUCUUCAAACAGUCACAGUCUCGUAUGGAGGACAAGGUGGAGCGAUUCAAGAAAGCUGUGGAGUAUUUCUCAGCUGCCUCCAAACCACGCUCGCCCAACAUGGGGCCCUCCUCUUUCAUCUUACCUGGGUUUGGACCCACUCCAUUUGGGGGACCACCUGGCCACAUGGGACCGAUGCAGCCUGGAAAGAAUCAGUUCCCUCCUCCCCAGGUCCCAGGGUUAAAGCCACCCUAUCAAAAUGCUCCAUACGGACCUGGCUCCACCCCUCUGUUCCAGAACCCACCACCACCGUCCCAAGACUGCAACGAUUCACUGACGGGCAAGAUGGGCUUCACUGACUGGUCAGCUCCAUAUGAUUCCACUCAGGGGGGAAAUCGAUUACCCAAUCAUCACACCGGCAGUCAGUCUGGUCCCUCUCCGUCACCUUCCUCGUCAUCAGAUGGAGACGAACCCAAUGACAGCAAUGCAAACCAUUUGACGGACAAGUCCUCUCGGUGGGAGGAUCCUGCUGGAAGGGGGGGCUCGGCCUCUGGAGACGGUUCCCAAGGCAACGGGAGUGGGUCAAACAUUCCGUCACUGCUGUCUAUGGCGACGCGGAGUCACAUGGACAUAACCACACCCCCUCUGCCUCAGGUCAGUGCUGAGGUUCUUCGUGUAGCCGAACACAGACACAGAAGAGGACUAAUGUACCCCCAGAUUUACCACAUAUUGACCAAGGGCGAGAUGAAGAUGCCAGUGUGUAUAGAGGAUGAGUGUAACUCUGAGCUUCCUCCUGCCUCUCUGCUGUUCCGUGCUGCCAGACAGUAUGCCUACGGUGUCCUCUUCAGUCUGGCAGAGACACACCGCCGCCUGGAGAGGCUUGCCCUCCGAAAGAGGGCUCCCCUGGAAGUUCCUCCAGUGAUUGUCAAAGAGUGGAGCAGCGGUAAGGCCAAGUCAGCCCUUACUCCAGAGCUGGUUCCAGCCUUGUGUUUCCGGGAGUGGACCUGCCCCAACCUGAGGCGGCUGUGGUUGGGUCGUGCCAGCGAGGACCGCUCCAGGAGAACCAGGGCCUUUCUGGCCUGCCUUCGCUCUGACUGCCCAGCUCUCCUCAACCCAGCACAGGUUCCACAGCAUCUGCUGCUCAUGUGUUGCGUGCUCAGGUAUAUGAUGCAGUGGCCUGGAGGAAGGAUCCUCCAGAGACAUGAGCUAGAUGCCUUCCUGGCCCAGGCUGUUUCCAGCCAGCUCUACGAACCCGACCAGCUACAGGAACUCAAGGUGGAGAAGGUGGAUGCCCGUGGUGUGCAGCUGGCUGCUCUCUUUAUGGCCGGCGUUGACACAGCGCUGUUCAUCAAUGAUGUGUGCGGCCAGCCGUUGCCGUGGGAACACUGUUGUCCCUGGGGCUUCUUCGACGGCAAACUGUUCCAGAGCAAACUGGCCCGGGCCGCCCGCGACCGGGCCGCCCUGCUGGACAUGUGUGAGGGGCAGGAGGAGCUGGUGUCUAAGGUCGAGAAGAUGCGUCAGGCGAUCCUCGAGGGCAUCAACCUGUCCCGCCCUCCUCCUCCUCCCCCUCCUCUUCCACCUCCUGCCUUCCUGCCCCCUGCCAUGGUGCCCCCUUUCUACCCCAUGCCUCCUCUCUACCCACCUCGCCCCAUGGGCGGCAUGCCCCCUCAUCAUCACCCACAUCAUCCACAUCACCCCGCCCAGCACAGACCCAGAGCCUUCCCAGGCAUUCAGUCCAUCCCCCCUCAGGGAGGGAAACUGGAGAUAGCUGGCAUGGUGGUUGGCCAGUGGGCUGGGAACAAACCAGUCCGCGGAAGAGGGGGGUUCAACAUGCAGGUGGUGUCAGUGGGAGCAGGGAAAGGGAGGGGUAAAGAGAUUCCAGCAAAAGUAAGGGGAGGGAAAAAGGCAGCUGCCAACAGAACACAGACGUCAUCAUCCCCCCCAGCCAGCAGUCCCCCAAAGCCCUCAGAAGAGGCGGGCUCCACGCCAGAGGUUGCGACUCAGCAGCUGAACGGCAGCUCAGCAACCUCCGCCAUCGGCCAGUCCUUGGAGCUGGCCCCCCUGGCCCAGCCAAUCCCGUGUGCCUUAGCCAGCAGAGACAACCAAUCAGAGGGGGUGGAAGUGGAGGCCCCCUGUUGCCUUGACGACUGCCCGUCAGACGGAGCGCUACAGAAGGAAGAGUGAUGGCAUCCUUCCCGGGAUGCACUGCUCUGAGAGAGUUAUCUGUGUUCGACUGCCUUUCCCUGUUUUUGUAGCCCCGCCUGCUAGCUGUGCACCUUAUCACAUGGAGCAGGAGGUGAGGCGAGGCUCCUCCUCCUCCUCCCCGCUGCUCCAUGUGAUAGGCUAAAGCAGUUAGCUGUUACUCCCUUUUUAGUUUUCUCAUGUGGUUUUACAUUAUUUUAUGAAGAGAGGUCUUCUCCAUGAGUCUGUAAGCGCCCCACCCCUCAAAAAUCCUAAAUGCCUCCCUCCCGCACUCAGAGUAAAAAUAAGCUUGAAGCCCCACCCCCAUUACAACCCACCAUUUUGAACGAGCCCCCUCUUUAAGUAUGGGUAUCUGUACAGUUUAAGAUUCUUAUUUUUUUUGUUUUUAAUGGUCCCGUUGUUUGAAUCUCUGCACACAGAUGUUAAGCUUGCGGUUACGGUGACAGAUUGGAUGUGGUUUCCGUGGUUACAGCAUCUAGGCCUGGUCGCCAUGGUCGGUAGUUGUGUGUUAAUGUGGUUUGUUGCCAUAGCCAUCUCGUGUGAGUUUGUCUUACAUGAGUUGAGAGAGACGUUCAGAGUGAUGUACCAUUCUUCUGUGCAGUGACCCUCGUCCCCCUCACUCUGCAGGCUAGCCGCACUGCUAAACACACAGUGUUGGCACACUUGCUAGCAUCAAACCCCUUUAUAGAUCAAUUGGUUAUCUAUCACUGGAGCACUUCUGCACCGCCAUGGUAUUAGUGUGCUAUUUUACUUUGACCUAUGUAGCAUAGCCUAGUGCUUAGCUGUUGUGCUAAGAGACCCCCAUGAAUUUAUGCACCUUAAGCCCUAAAGUAUGCAAGAUUUCCCCCCCGCUCCUCCAAAAACAAAAAAAGUGCAUUAUUAUAUUAUAUUCCCACCCACCCCCCCUUUGUCCCUUUGUCCCAAAGCUUUGAUUGUAUUAUCCCAACAGAAGCACUUAAUGUUGUAUUUAAAUAUAAUGAAAUUGAACAAGCCCCUGUACAGUUGAAUUGACAGUCUGUGAGGGGUGUCCCCUGCGCCUAAGUAAAUCAUAAUGACAUGUAGAACUACAUUUAAAGGUAAAGAUCUAUUUGAGAGACGUCAGAAUGUGAACAGAGUGGUUUCAGACAAAGAAGCACUUUGUUUUAAAAAAUGUUAAACCACACUGGACAGUCCUCUACCAGGUGAUAAAGAAAUGAGAAACUCUGAGGCACCUUCUGGAGUUAAGGCCAAAAAGAAAAGAAUAAUGCUAACCCAGCGAAAGAUGGAGAUGGAUGGUGAGGGUUUGGGUGACUGCUGCCAGGCAGAGUGCCCUUCAGACAGGCCUCACACAUUCAAUCAAGAACUUUGCAAUGAAGCUGAAAGGACUCCUGAUUGUCCAUGUCAAGGAUUCCCGGGAAUCAUUUCAGAUUUCUAAAAAGUUAUUUCCAAAGUGUAUUUUAAUAAGGCUAGCCGACUGAGGCGGCCACUGAUAUAAAAGGGGUGUGGCAGCAAAGCCUCAAAGAUCCCUCCACCCUCAGGUGGUGGUUGAGCAAAUGUUGUCAUGACAAUAGCCCAACACCAAGAGCUGUUGCCCCGCAGAGCUCUGGUGUGUCACUUUAGACCAGCAGGAAGCACUUCCCUGCCCUGAAGCACCUCAGUCACAGCAGAGGCUUUAUGGGUUGGAUCACAUGUCACACGACAGGGGAGAGGGAGGCCUCAUGGCGGACCUGAGUGUGCCGCUCACAAUCUGAGACUUAUAAGAUACUGAAUUGUUUUAUUAGAGCACUUAUGUUUGUAGAGAAUGAGAUGUGUCCCCCACAGUAGGUUUCAUCUGACAAUGGAAAUACAAAUAUGUACUUCUUACCGAUUACUGGUAGCACAACUGCAAAUGUAAAAGCAGAAGACCGACAAAUAUUGCCUGAGAGAUGCUGGCCAUGAACAUUGUAAUCUCUAUAAACGUACGUAAGAGGUUGAAAUGAGCUCAUUUUAAAAAAAGGCAAGUCAACAAGAAGCACCUUAUUUUCUUACUAUGUUGAUGACUUGUGCUCUAUUGUGUGCCACAAAAUUGACAUGGAUAAAGCUCUUAUGAAAUGCCGUUUUGAAGGACAAAACCCUGACUAUAUAUGUAAGUGUUAAUGUAGUCGCGUCAGACAUCCCCUCUGUUAUGAACUCAACACAUUACAGUGAAACGCUGACAGUUGACCCAGCCAUGAGUGUAGGCGUACGCUCAUCAUCACAGGGCUGGGCCGCGCCGCCGUCUCUUACACCAACACCAAAUGAAAUCAGAGGUUUGGACAUGUUAGCCGUUAUUGGUAGGGAUUAAGCAUACGAGUGCUUUAGGUGUUUAUAGGUUAAGAGUAGGUAACAGCGUCGGGCUUAACACAUGACCGUAAUACACAGACACCAAGACUAGGCUAGAGAAUAUAGCUCCACUGGCCGAAAUACUAAGUCUAGAAUUACUAGGAGUCAUAUACUUAACUGCUUUCAACUUUUGACAUUAGUACAAAUAUGUGUAUCGCAACAGUACAUUGUUAGAAGAUGGCUUUUCUGCGGCGAGCCAGAGUGUGAUCCGGUUUACGAUGCCCUCUCUCGAUUCGCUCGCCAGAUAACCAUUACACACACACGCACAUACACACACGCACAUACACACACACACAGACACACACACACACACACAUACACACACACAUACAGACAUACAGACAUACAUAAAACAAGAGCACAUAGACGCAGACACGCGCACACGACAGACAGGUAUUCAGUUGCAUUUGUUACCAGCAGCAUUCUCUCUGCUUUUGUGCUGAAGUGAUUUUGUGCAGUUUCAGUUCCCAGUGGAGUGGUCGUCAGUUCAUCAAGAGAUCAUUUGGUAACACAUUCUACUGACUCGAAAACCCCACAUUCACAAGUUUGCAUGGACGGGUUAAAAAAAAAAACAAAAAAACAACAUGUUACCGGUGUCGUCGGGUAGGCACAGAAACAACCAUCUAUACACACAACACAUUAAUACACACACACACACACAUACACACAGAUACAUAGAUGUUAAACCCUGAGUUACACAGUAGCUAGUAUGGAAAAAAAAAAGUCAACACAAUACAUGAUGUAGUGUCCCUCUUUUGUCCUUGUCUGUUUUAGUUUGAUAGAUAUUUGAUCAGUGAUUUUUAUGCUUGUUAUCCUAACCCCCCACCCCCCCAACCCACUCCCUUCAUCUUCCUGCUAUGACACUUUCUCUCGCCUGCCCUCCUCCCUACCCCCCUCCCCCCAAACUGUUCAUUCACUUCUUUUCUCUGCCCUCGUAUCUUCCUCAUAGAUGACAUGCUCACACGUGCACACACAUACACACACAUCAUACCCAUUGAUUGGCAUUAAAAGCAGCCACACACAAAUACAGAUAUUUUACACACAGGUUACCCCCCCACCCCCCCCACCCGACUCUGUAUUUCAGUUCUCUCUUUCACUCUUACCACCUCCCUCUCUGCCUCUCCUUUAGCCCUUAGGACCGUUACUAUUGGCCGUUUUUCUCUUUUUCUCUUUGGGCUGCCCCGCCCCUUAAUCAACCCAACUAACAGUAAAGGUUAUAUUAACGUUGAUAAUCAGUUUCUGUAUGUAUCUAGCCAGAGUCUGGAAAAAAAAAUCAGAAAAAAAAAAUCAAAACUGUUUUAUUCAAUUGUGCAAAUGUGUUUUUCUUACUAUUUUUAAUGUUAUUACAUCUUCUAAUCUAAUCCUUCUACCAUUGCUUCAGUUAGUACUGAAAUACGCUUAGCCAACCUAGAGAUUUGAACUGUAAUGAUUGCGAUUUUCCUUACCUGUAUUUUAUAUGGCAUCUUUAGACCACUUCACCAUUUAUGAUGUACGUAAGUAAAUAUUGCCCGUUUUGGUUUUUUUUUUUUUUCGAAUUGAAAAUCGUUGUCUGCACUAUGUUUGAUUCUCAUAAUAUCCCUGAUAACGAUUUCGUGGUCGACUCAUUAUCAAUCGAAGCUGAACUCUGCGCCCUUGCACAAAGCAGCGAAACAUCUCUUGUAAACACCUGAGAACCAAAGUGCACCUAGCAUCCCCCUCUAUCCCCCUUGAAAUUCCCUAUAGUCCCGCCCCCCCCCCCCGCCCUGACAUUGACAGUUUGCCCCGCCCCUCGCCCAGAGUAACAAGUUUUCUGAUGAGUAUGAUUAUAUAUAUAAUGACAUUACAGCACGUGUGAUUUUAUCUGACAAGUCUGUGACGUAACAGUGUCUUUACACUGUGGUUGUUGUGGAGACGCAGACAGACAGGGAAGAAGGAACGGAGUGUGUUCGCGGACAGUGAGUGAGUGAAUGAGCAGGCAGGUUUGGACAGUGAGUUUGUCUUUUGCAGGCAUUGUGGGUAGAUUCACCGCUCAUGUUGCUCGCUUUCGCUCAGUUGUGAGCUCUUCAUUGACUGAAUUUAGGCUGUGUGAACCACUGCACACGCUCGCAUCAGAUCUACACUAAUACACAGGAAAGAACGACACCUGACAAAUAUGCUUUCACUCUUGCUGGGGUUUUGGCGCCCUCUUUUGCAUUUUUCUUACAUGUAAAUUGUUGCGCUCUCUCAAACUUGCCUUUAACUCCCCAGACUCAGAUUGACAGAGCACACAGAGCUGUACUGAGUCUUCAUACUGUAAGUGGGCAUGGAGGCUGUCGAAAGUGGCUGAGUUUUCCUCAAAACACAAAUCUGAGACUGGUUGUCCUUCCAGUAGAUGAAAUGUGAGCCAGAAAUAAAAAUCAGGAGAAAAGACUUUUGGGCUGAAACAAGUAGUUGAUUGAUGGGAAAUUAAUUGGCAACUAUUUGAGUCAUUUUUUAAGUAAAAAUACAAAGCAUGCUCUGUCAGUUGUGAAGAUUUCUUUUAGAGCUGCAAUGAUUAGUUAAUAAAUCGAUUAUUCGAGUGCCUGAAAAUUAAUUGGCAACAAUUUUGAUUUUAAAACUGGUUCCAGCUUCUCAAAUGUGAGAAUUUGGGGCUUACCUUUGCCUUACAUGAUGGUAACCUGAAUAUGUUUCUGUGUAGGACUGAUGGUUGAGUAAAAACAAGCAUUUUUGCAUUUCAAUUUCUUUCUUACGUGAAAGUAAAAUCCUUAGGUUUUUACCUGCUGCUUGAACAAAACCACGAAUUUAAAAAUGUCACUUUUGGGUUUUGUUUAUUGUGAUGUACAUUUUUCACUUUUUUUGUCACUUUAUAGACUGAACAAUUGAUUAAUAGAGAAAAUAAUGUAUAGGUUAAUCUGUAAUGAACAAAAACAUAAGUUGCAGCCCUAAAAGACUUGCUACUGCGAUCAACCUCAGAGCUUUCUUUAUCAUCCACAUAAAUUAAAUUCUUUGGUGAUUUUCUUGUCGAAGACAAGUGGAAGGCAUAACAACAAACCAUCUCAGCUGAAAUGACAUGAGGAAAAUUCAAUCCUCUCAAAUGAAAUGAUGAGAGUUGUGUCAGUUGGAUGAAAGCACCUUGCCUCUGUGCCUACAAAAAUGGGAGCAUUUCUGAAGAGUUUGACAAUGUUAAGAGAACCAAAAGUCCCAGAAUAGAGAUGUACUAUGUAGUAUUGUAGAAGUUGAACAGUAUUAAUGUCUGUCAUACAGAAUGUGGAAAGGAAUCAUCUGUUGUUUUGUACCUGUUCUGAUCUAAUUGCAGGAUUCUCACAGCAUUUUGUCCAGUUUGAAUUAAGGUCCCUAUUCUGUCUGUCUCUCUCUCUACACUGCCACUCCCCCCCUCAACAGCCCCCCAAGCUCCAGUAUAAGCCCCCCUUCUCUCUCUCUCUCUCUCUCUCUCUCUAUGGCUGAGUCCCAGUAAGGGGCUCCAUUUGAUCAUUGUGGGCCAUUUCUUGUCACGUUGGUCAAUCACGCCCUCAGCAACAUGUGUACCAGUGCAUGUACUUGAGUUCCCAGGGCCACCCAAAACUACCUGUGCAGCAAAAAGGGUUAAAUUUAUCCAUAAUAUUAUUGUUAUAGAAAUAUUAUCAUCAUCAUUAUUGCUGUUAUAAUUAUGGUUGGUAUAAUUUGUCAUCAUUGUUAGCAUUAUGGAAGCACCAGACUGUUUGUGUAAAGACGAGAAAAAGAAAGCUUUUUUUUUUUUUUUUAUUUGUCUGGCUGUUGGUGGUCUGAUCUCACAGAGGGAGGGGAGGAAUGGUUCAGAAAGAGACAAAGAUGGCAGUCAUGUUUGUACUGGUUGGGAAAUGACUUACAGUGCUGAAAUAAAAUUUAUUCUUUUAGUAAAAAAAGUA